AUGCCCCCAUACCCGGGCCAGCAAUCACAAAACAUCCUCAUCGUUGGUGCUACAGGAAUCAUUGGAACAUACAUUACAAGGGCAAUCGUCGAUGCAAGAGAAAACUUUGGGCGAAUAUGUAUAUUCACGAGCCAGAAGACAAUGAUGGAGAAAAUCCAGGACAUUGCUGCGCUGGAGGCAUGGGGCGUCGAGAUCUUUACGGGCCGGCUAGAAAGCGAAAGGUCCUUCAAGAGAGCUUGCGAAGGCAUUGACACAAUCGUUUCAUGCGUGGGACGAGGUGGGAUAGAAAAACAAAUCAACCUGAUCACCUGGGCCGAGCAAGCAGGCGUACGACGGUUUUUCCCGUCUGAAUAUGGCACGGACAUCGAAUACUGGCCCGAAUCUGCACAGGAACCACCUCAUCAACUCAAGUUGAAAGUGCGCGCUCAUAUGAAGACGAUGAAGAGGCUGGAACAUACAUAUCUCGUGACUGGCCCGUAUAGUGAUCUGUACUUUGGCCUGAUGAAAGCCAGACCCGAGCUGGGCGAAUUCGACGUCAAAGCAAGAAAAGCAGUUUUGCUGGGUGAUGGGGAAGGCCCUGUCAGUUUUACAGCAAUGACUGAUGUUGGAAAAUUCGUGGUUGCAAGCCUCAUGAACCUGGGUGCGUCGAGAAACACCACCCUAGUUGUCCAUUCGUUUACAGCCACACCUCAUGAGAUUCUGGCUGAGUACGAGGAACAAACCGGGUCCAAGUGGGAGAAAUCCUACACGACCGUUGAGCGAUUGAGAGAGAUCGAAAAGGAAGAAUAUCAAGUCUAUUCACCCCUUGCCACAGUGGUGACGCUGCGGCGCAUCUGGACGGAAGGGGGGACUCUGUACAAAUUCUACGACGAAGGCAUACUGGGCGAAAUCGAGACGGAGACGUUAGAGUCCCAGGUGACUUCGAGUAUCCGGAAGCAAGAAGAAGGUGAGGGUCAUUUCCCCAGCUUGAUGAGGAAACUGAGCCUGCAAUGA
Messenger RNA from Exophiala spinifera, 993 nucleotides. RefSeq lists its product as uncharacterized. The transcript is spliced from 3 exons. Lineage: Eukaryota; Fungi; Ascomycota; Eurotiomycetes; Chaetothyriales; Herpotrichiellaceae. Bases 1 to 993 code for a protein of 330 amino acids. The record is from RefSeq and is a predicted model, not a curated record. Gene Ontology annotation, molecular function: oxidoreductase activity.